CUCCCGUCCCGUCCCAUGGCGUCCCGCGACCUCGCCGAGAGCCUCCUCCCGGGCGCCGGCCCCUCCACCUCCCACUCCGACGAGUACGACGAGCGCGCGUACGACUCGGACGACAAAGUCUCCAUCUUUGUCUCCGACGACGAGGCCGCCGACGACGACGGCUCCGGCGCGCGCCCGGCCUUCUCGUGGCGGAAGCUAUGGCGCUUCACGGGGCCCGGCUUCCUCAUGUGCAUCGCGUUCCUGGAUCCGGGGAACCUGGAGGGGGACCUGCAGGCGGGCGCCGCCGCCGGGUACCAGCUCCUCUGGCUGCUGCUGUGGGCGACCGUCAUGGGCGCGCUCGUGCAGCUCCUCUCCGCGCGCCUCGGGGUCGUCACCGGGAAGCACCUCGCCGAGCUCUGCCGGGAGGAGUACCCUACCUGGGCCACCCGCGCGCUCUGGGUAAUGACGGAGCUGGCGCUCGUCGGCGCAGACAUUCAGGAGGUCAUUGGCAGCGCGAUUGCCAUCAAGAUCCUCUCCGGCGGCAUCGUGCCGCUCUGGGGCGGAGUCGUCAUCACCGCGUUCGACUGCUUCAUCUUUCUAUUCCUGGAGAACUAUGGUGUGAGAAAACUGGAAGCAUUUUUUGCUGUCUUGAUUGCAACCAUGGGUAUAUCAUUUGCGAUUAUGUUUGGUGAAACGAAGCCUGAUGGGAAGGAGCUUCUGAUUGGUUUGGUGGUUCCAAAGCUGAGCUCAAAUACCAUCAAGCAGGCGGUAGGAAUUGUGGGGUGCAUUAUCAUGCCCCAUAAUGUUUUCUUGCACUCAGCACUGGUGCAGUCCAGGAAGAUUGACACAAAAAAGAAAUCCCGUGUUCAAGAAGCAGUUUACUAUUACAACAUUGAGUCGAUUAUCGCUCUCAUCGUCUCUUUCUUCAUUAACAUAUGUGUUACAACAGUUUUUGCUAAAGGAUUUUAUGGGACUGAACAAGCUAAGAACAUAGGUCUUGAGAAUGCUGGCCAGUACUUACAGGACAAAUACGGAUCUGCGCUGUUUCCUGUCCUCUAUAUCUGGGCUAUUGGGUUGUUAGCGUCUGGACAGAGUAGCACCAUCACUGGCACAUAUGCAGGCCAAUUUGUCAUGGGAGGUUUCCUUAAUCUUCGAUUGAAGAAGUGGUUACGAGCAAUGAUCACACGAAGCUUUGCCAUUAUCCCAACUAUGAUCGUGGCUGUAUUUUUUGAUACUGAAGAUCCUACCAUGGACGUUCUGAAUGAGUCACUCAAUGUACUUCAGUCCAUACAGAUUCCAUUUGCACUGAUUCCUCUCAUCACCCUUGUUUCGAGUGAGCAGCUCAUGGGGUCAUUUGUGAUUGGUCCUAUCACCAAAGUGAUUAGUUGGAUCGUCACGAUAUUUUUGAUGCUCAUCAACGGAUACCUUGUAUUGUCCUUCUAUACCGACGAAGUCCGGGGCACAUUUGUUCGCUCAAGCUUGUCGGUUGUGCUGGCUGUUUACCUUGCAUUCGUCGUCUAUCUUAUCGUGAGAAACACCACCCUGUAUUCUCGCCUUCGCUCAUCAGUCUCGAAGAGCUCAUGAGAGCCUUCGAGACUGCCAUGUUCAUUCAUCAAGAUGAACUGAAGCGGAUAAUACUGGAAGAAAGCUGCUCCCUAGUGUACACCUUGUACGGCUAUUUGUAUUAGCUCCAGGGGAGAAGUCUAUAUUGUAUAUCAUUGCUGUUGUAUAAUUGUAUUUCUGGAUUAGCAGUUUUCCCCUUUAGGAUUGGGCUUAAACUAAACAGCACCAACAUUCAUGUAUUUGGGGUGGUAAUACAGUAGAUGGUUUAGUC
Lolium rigidum is the source of this 1813-nucleotide messenger RNA. Its product is annotated as metal transporter Nramp2. Lineage: Eukaryota; Viridiplantae; Streptophyta; Magnoliopsida; Poales; Poaceae. Gene Ontology annotation, molecular function: manganese ion transmembrane transporter activity; cadmium ion transmembrane transporter activity. The transcript has 4 exons. Gene Ontology annotation, biological process: metal ion transport. Gene Ontology annotation, cellular component: membrane. Bases 16 to 1563 code for a protein of 515 amino acids. The record is from RefSeq and is a predicted model, not a curated record.